Populus nigra (black poplar) is the source of this 2108-nucleotide messenger RNA. RefSeq lists its product as uncharacterized. The coding region runs from base 78 to 1775 and encodes 565 amino acids. Gene Ontology annotation, biological process: RNA processing. NCBI's taxonomy places the organism in Eukaryota, Viridiplantae, Streptophyta, Magnoliopsida, Malpighiales, Salicaceae. The transcript has 10 exons. The record is from RefSeq and is a predicted model, not a curated record.
UUUCAAUCCCUCAGACCCACAAAAUCAUUAGUGUAUCGAUUUUCCGCCGUUCUCAAAGGGAACCACAGUAUCAUAGGAUGGCCAUGGCAGCUGCCAUUGUAGCCACCAUGCCAGCCUUAAAACACCUAAUAAGAAUAACAUUCACUCCCCCAUUUCCACGCAAACUCCAAAAAUUCCACUCGCUAGCUUCCCUUUCUCCUAAUUUCACUCAGGAGGGUCCACAGCAACAGCGGCUGGAGCAGGAGCAACAAAAUCAACUAACAAACAACAACAACACUAGCAGAAGCAGCAGUUCGACUUCAUAUUUUCCGAAGAGAGGGCAAACUUUGGAGUUGGUAUGCGAGUCUUUAGCUUUCAAAGGGAAGGGGGUGUGCAAGGUAGUAGGGACUGGUUUUGUUGUCAUGUGUGACCGUGCUCUCCCUGGUGAAAGGUUUAUUGGACGGGUUACUCGCAGAAAGGGAUCCUAUGCUGAGGUAACCAAGGUAGAGACAAUAACACCUCACUGGGAUCUCGUAGAUGCCCCUUGUGAGUAUGCCCCAUAUUGUGGUGGUUGUAAAACACAAAACCUGUCUUAUGAGUCUCAGCUUAGAGCCAAGGAACAACAAGUUCGUGAGUUAACAAUACAUGUUGGAAAGUUUUCGGACAAAGUUCCAGAAUUUUGUAGCAUCAUGAAGCCUAUUGUUCCAUGUGUUAUUCAAUUCCAUUAUAGAAACAAGAUGGAGUUUUCUUUUGGUUCUAAAAAAUGGUUACCUAAAGAGUUGUUGGGAGAGAAACAAGUUGGUAACGAGAAAUAUGCAUUGGGACUGCAUGCUCCUGGAUUUUUUGACAAGGUUCUAAAUGUUGACAAAUGCCUGUUACAAAGUGAGCCUGCCAACAUGGUUCUGGCAGCCAUCCAAGAUUGCUGGAGAGAUUCACAAUUUGGUCUCACUCCAUAUGAUGUUCACUCUCACACUGGAUUUCUUAAACAUCUAAUGCUAAGAACUGGAAGGAAUGCAGAGACUGGUUUGCCUGAGCUUAUGGUUAAUUUUGUGACCUCGUCGUACAAGCCAGAGCUGCUGAAGCCCUUAGUUGAAAAGAUUUCAGCUAUUCCAGAAGUGGUAAGCAUUAUGAAUAAUGUGAAUGCUUCUGUUGGCAACACGUCUGUUGGUGAGGAGGAAUACACUUUGUAUGGCAAAUCUACCAUCACAGAGAUCUUAAGAGGACUGACCUUCCAAAUUUCAGCCAAUUCUUUUUUCCAGACAAAUACUCAUCAGGCAGAGGUUCUGUAUAAACUUAUUGAAGAUUGUGCUGGUCUCAGAGGGGAUGGCUCACAAAUUGUCCUUGAUCUAUUUUGUGGAACUGGCACUAUUGGUUUGACACUUGCCAGAAGGGCUAAACAUGUAUAUGGCUAUGAAGUAGUUCCUCAAGCAAUCUCAGAUGCUCAUCGAAAUGCCAAGCUGAACAGGAUCAGCAAUGCUACAUUUGUCCAGGGGGAUCUAAACAAAAUUGAUGAAAGUUUUGGCAACAAUUUUCCGAAGCCUGACAUUGUCAUUUCAGAUCCAAACCGUCCUGGUAUGCACAUGAAGUUGCUUAAAUUUCUGAUAAAGCUCAAGGCCCCACGCAUUGUUUAUGUAUCGUGCAAUCCCGCCACAUGUGCCCGUGACCUAGAUUACCUUUGCCAUGGUGUGAAAGAGAAAAAUAUAGAAGGAUGUUACAAACUUAAAAGCCUGCAGCCAGUGGACAUGUUUCCCCACACCCCGCAUAUUGAGUGUAUUUGCCUAUUAGAGCUUUUCUGAUCCUUGCUCAUGACUACAAUCUAUACUGCCAAGGUGCAAGACUUUUAGCUCUCAGCUGAGGCUCCAGUCCGAAGUUUGAUGUUCGGGAUUCAGUGAAGUUUCUAAUGCAGCCCGCAUUUACCUUACAUUAGUUUUCGAUGCCAAAACAACUGAAUAGUGAGACAAUAUCAAGAGAUCCUCACUGCUUGCGUUUUUCUCUAUAGUGGUCAUUCAUUUUGCAUUGCAGUAGUUGAUGUACGGGUGGUUUUGACCUUGAGACAUCGGUAAAGUGUGUUUUUAUGCUGUUCUAAGGAUUGAGUUAUGCUUAAAAGUUGUGAAUAAAUUAUUUUCUUA